Eutrema salsugineum is the source of this 521-nucleotide messenger RNA. RefSeq names its product histone H4. Gene Ontology annotation, biological process: nucleosome assembly. The coding region runs from base 66 to 377 and encodes 103 amino acids. The transcript has a single exon. Gene Ontology annotation, molecular function: protein heterodimerization activity; DNA binding; structural constituent of chromatin. The record is from RefSeq and is a predicted model, not a curated record. Lineage: Eukaryota; Viridiplantae; Streptophyta; Magnoliopsida; Brassicales; Brassicaceae. Gene Ontology annotation, cellular component: nucleosome.
CAACAAUUAUUAGUCCCGAGAGCAAUCAAAUCCAAUUUUCUCCAGAAAUUUCUGAGAUUUGAAAAAUGUCUGGUCGUGGAAAGGGAGGCAAGGGUUUGGGCAAAGGAGGAGCCAAGCGUCACAGGAAGGUUCUGAGAGACAACAUCCAAGGAAUCACGAAGCCGGCGAUUCGGAGAUUGGCCCGUAGAGGAGGCGUCAAGCGAAUUAGCGGUCUGAUCUACGAGGAGACACGUGGCGUCCUCAAGAUCUUUUUGGAGAACGUCAUCCGCGACGCCGUCACUUACACCGAGCACGCACGGAGGAAAACGGUGACGGCCAUGGAUGUGGUUUAUGCUCUCAAGAGACAAGGAAGAACUCUUUAUGGAUUCGGCGGCUAGGGUUUUAUAAAAUUGCUUUGUCUUCUACUUUUGCUGUAUGUUUCAGAGUUUGGUGUUCAAUCUAGAAAAACACUAGAAAGUUGAGGAUGUAUUUGCAAUUUGGUUAAUACAGUCUCAAAUGUUGAUCCUCUUUUAGUAAUUACA